AUGAUUAUAUGCCUAUAUGUGGAUGAUAUGAUCUUUACUGGAAACAAUCCAGGUAUGUUUUGUGAUUUCAAGAAAGCAAUGACUAAAGAGUUUGAAAUGACAAAUAUUGGAGAAAUGUCUUACUUUCUUGGAGUAGAGGUAAAGCAAAUGGAAGAAGGAAUUUUUAUGUCACAAAAGAAAUAUGCAGAAGAAAUUUUGAGCAAGUUCAGAAUGAAAGAUUACAAGAUGGUCUCCACAUCAAUAGAACCAAGAAUGAAUUUGAAAGCUGAUUCAGAUAAGGAGCUAAUAAAUCCUACACUUUUCAAGAGCCUGGUCGGAAUCUUAAGGUAUUUAACUUUUACUCGACCACAUAUUAUGUUUGCAGUUGGCUUAGCUAGUAGAUAUAUAGAUCAACCAAGACAAAAUCACUUCAGUGCAGCCAAGAGAAUUUUGAGAUACAUCAAAGGAACUGUUCAUCAUGGAUUGUUGUUUACACACUCUAAAGAUUCAAAGUUAUUUGGCUAUUCAGAUAGUGAUUAUGGUGGGGACACAGAUGAUCGAAGAAGCACAUCAAGAUACGCAUUUCACUCUGGCUCAGCAAUAUUUUCAUGGUCAUCCAAGAAACAACAAAUUGUUGCUCUUUCAUCAUGUGAAGCAGAAUAUAUGUUCGCAGUAGCGUGCACAUGUCAAGCAAUAUGGUUGAAGAAUAUUUUGAAUGAGUUGCAUCAAGAGCAAGAAGGUCCAAUCACUGUAGACAAGAAGUCAGCAAUAUCACUUGCAAAGAAUCCAGUCUUUCACAGCCAUAGUAAGCAUAUUGAAACAAAGCAUCAUUUUAUAUGGGAGCAAGUUAAAAACAAAGUUGUGGAAUUAUUCUACUGCAGAACUGAAGAACAACUUGCAGAUAUUUUUACAAAGCCAUUGAAGACAGAUGUGCUCCACAAACUCAAAGAUAUGAUUGGUAUGCAAAGUCGAGUUUGA
This is a messenger RNA of Gastrolobium bilobum, 957 nucleotides long. RefSeq lists its product as uncharacterized. Bases 1 to 957 code for a protein of 318 amino acids. The transcript has a single exon. Lineage: Eukaryota; Viridiplantae; Streptophyta; Magnoliopsida; Fabales; Fabaceae. The record is from RefSeq and is a predicted model, not a curated record.